AUGUUUAUUCUCUCUCAUUCUUUAUCAUCAUCAACCGUUACAAUUGAAAAUAUAACAUAUUUAGAAAAUUGUUAUUUUUCUAAAUUGGACUAUGAUAAUAAUUUAAAUACUCAUUUCGAUUCACCUUAUUCGAUAUCAAUUCAAGCCAUCUACUCAUUGUUUACGCAUAAUCAACUAGUCAUACCCGGUCAAAUAUAUAAAUCAUUAGCAGUCAUACCAUUUCUAGUCAAAUGUUCUAAUUAUUACAAUAUAUCAAAAACAUAUUUACCAUUUACAUCGUGUUUAUAUGCAAUUAUUGAUCGAAAUAUAAAACUUUCUAAUCAUGAAUAUACUCGUACAUUACUUGAAUUAAAACAAAUUGAGUCAUGGAAUGAUGACGUACCUAUUUUAUAUCUUGGUGAAAAUCGUCUUCUAUUAUGUAAUUGUUCAUUUCAAUCUAAUAAUCAUGUGUAUCAAUUAUCAUCUAGUCAAAUAUUUUCAUUGAAAAUUGAAUUUGAAGCACCAGUGAAUCAAACAUGUUCAAUAACAACAAAAAAACAUAAUAAAUGUAAUUCAAAAACAUCCUAUUGUCAAAAUGGUCAAUGUCAAUGUCGUAUAGGAACCAUUAUGAGGUCAAUAAUAAAUAAUGAUAAUAAAAUAAAACAAUCUUAUUGUAUUGACAAUUCAAAUUGUACACUAGAUCAUUUUCGUUGUAUACAAUGGUGUAAUGAUCGAGAGUUACCAUCACUCUGUCAAUGUCUAAAUGGAAGUUUAAACGUGCAAUAUUCUUGUCAAUUAACUCUCGAUGGAUUAUGCGAUAAUAUCAGUUAUUGUUCUCCGGCUACAAUAUGCAAUGGAACACAUUGUAUCCAAAGAAAACACUUAAAUAAAAUUAAAAUAUUUUGGAAUAUUAUAGCCACAUUAAAAUUUACAUUGAUUAUCAUCACAUUAAUUAUUGUCUUUUUUUGUGUCUUAUUUUUAUGUUUUAUUCAUCAUAAUUUUUUUUCAACAAAACAUCGAAAAAGCAAUAAUUCGUUACUGUCAAAAACACUUCCGUUCGAAAAUAAUUACACUACAUCAUCCUUAUUUAAUCAUUGUACUAGUAAUAUUUCAACGAGAACCGAUUCAACAAGAGCAGAUAGUGAUGACAUAAAUUCAUGGUCAGAAAAAAGCAAAAUAUAUCAGAUAACGGAUUAUUUCUAUUUAAAUAGUAAAUUGGUAGGCAUCAGUGAAAAGAUGAAUACAUCGUACAAUGGUAAAGAUAGUGGUGAAUUUUAUCCAAAAGUUAUUGGACGAUUAGAUACUGGAGAUAUUUUAAUUUCAGUGUAA
Messenger RNA from Didymodactylos carnosus, 1308 nucleotides. Lineage: Eukaryota; Metazoa; Rotifera; Eurotatoria; Philodinida; Philodinidae. The record is from the annotation of a GenBank genome assembly.